Molecule: messenger RNA, 4991 nt
Organism: Eleginops maclovinus (Patagonian blennie)
Lineage: Eukaryota; Metazoa; Chordata; Actinopteri; Perciformes; Eleginopidae
Gene: cacna2d1a
Product: calcium channel, voltage-dependent, alpha 2/delta subunit 1a
Exons: 38
Coding region: 246-3488 (1080 amino acids)
Cellular component (GO): L-type voltage-gated calcium channel complex
Molecular function (GO): voltage-gated calcium channel activity
Source: RefSeq, a predicted model, not a curated record
CAAGGCUGAACCAAAAAAAAAGAAAAAAAAAAGAAGCCCACUCCUCCACUCCACCGGUGGGAGACACACAAACACACACACACACACACGCACACACCAGAUGAGAUUUGUUUCCAAACGCGCACCGAUGGCGGUGUGAAGCGUUUGGCUGAGAAGUACGCAAGGCGCUGUGGAUUAGUGAAACCUUUUUUUGUUUGCAUCUUCUUCCUGUCUGGAUCCUGGUCGAGAGGGAAAUAAACAAAGCUAUGGAUUACUCAGUCUGCUUACUUUUACUCCUGUCAACCAUUUCGUCUGUGUCGACCGGACAAUUCCCCACAGCGCAGAUGGUAAAGGAAUGGGUGGACCAGAUGCAAAAAGAGUUGAUCACAUUGACAGACACAGCCAGUGGAAUGGAGAACCUAAUACAGAUAUAUCAUAAACACAGACCUCACUUCAGCAUUGAGACCAACAACGCAACGAACCUGGUUGCCACAGCUGCUGGGAAUAUAGAGAAACUGCUGGCUAACCGCUCCCAAGCUCUGAGGAGGCUGGCAACAGAAGCAGAAAAGUUCCAAAUGGAGCACGUGUGGAGGGACGACAGCGAGAUCGACAAGAUUGUUUACUACAAUGCCAAAGAUGAUCUUAAUCAGACAGAAGAAGUAAAAGGAAGGAAGAACCGAUAUCUUCCAGAUGAUUUCGAGGUAGAUCCGGACUUCAAACGACUCGUCUCGUACAACACCACCGCCGUCCACAUCCCUACGGAUAUUUACGAAGGCUCCACCAUCAUUUUAAACGAGCUAAAUUGGACGGAGGCCUUGGAGGAGAUUUUCCGGAAAAACAAAGAGGAAGACCCUUCCCUCCUCUGGCAGGUGUUUGGCUCUGCUACCGGAUUGGCUCGGUACUUCCCAGCAUCCCCUUGGAUGGACUCGAGCAAUUCAGCCAAUAAGAUCGACCUCUACGAUGUGCGCAGGCGACCGUGGUAUAUUCAAGGGGCAGCAUCACCUAAGGACAUGUUGAUCCUGGUGGAUGCGAGUGGCAGUGUAUCUGGUCUCACCCUCAAUCUCAUCCAAACGUCCGUCAGCAAGAUGUUGGAGACCCUUUCUGAUGACGACUUCGUGAACGUGGUCUACUUCAAUGACAAGGCAUCGUAUGUGUCGUGCUUUGAGAACCUGGUGCAGGCCAACGUCCGCAACAAGAGGAUGCUGAAGGAUGCCGUGCAGAGCAUUACAGCCAAGGGUACCACCAACUACAGAGGCGGUUUCGAGCUGGCCUUCGAGCAGCUCGCACAGAUGAAUGUGUCAAGGGCAAACUGUAACAAAAUUAUCAUGCUGUUCACUGACGGAGGUGAAGAGAGGGCAGAAGAGAUCUUUAAAAAAUACAACCAAGACAAAGUGGUGCGCAUCUUUACAUUUUCAGUAGGUCAACACAACUAUGAUAAAGGACCAAUACAGUGGAUGGCCUGCACUAAUAAAGGGUACUACUAUGAGAUCCCAUCUAUAGGUGCCAUCCGGAUCAACACCCAGGAGUACCUGGAUGUCUUAGGCAGGCCUAUGGUCAAGGCUGACAAAAAAGCCAAGCAGGUUCAGUGGACCAACGUCUACCUCGAUGCUUUGGAACUCGGCCUGGUGAUUACUGGAACUCUGCCCGUCUUCAACAAAACCAACACAGGCUCAAAGAAAUCUCAAAACCAGCUCAUCUUGGGGGUUAUGGCUAUUGAUGUCUCCCUGGAAGAUAUCAAGAGAAUGACGCCUCGCUUUACUUUUGGACCAAAUGGCUACUACUUUGCCAUUGACCCCAAUGGAUACGUGCUGCUCCACCCUAAUCUCCAACCACUGACUGCCAAGUUUCAUGAACCUGUUACACUGGACUUCCUGGAUGCAGAGCUGGAGAAUGAGAUCAAAGUGGAGAUAAGGAAGAAAAUGAUAGAUGGCAAAACAGGGAGUCACACAAUAUCAACAUUGGUGAAAUCACAAGAUGAGCGCUACAUCGACACCAGCCAGAGGACUUACACCUUUGCACCAGUGAAGGGCACAGAUUACAGCCUGGCCCUGGUGCUUCCUGAAGACAGUUUGCAUUACAUCCGGGCCAACCUCGCCGACACCAUCACCCAGGCAAAAUUUUCUGAAAGCCUGAUGGCGGACAAGUUUGAUGAAUAUGGCUAUACAUUCAUUGCACCGAGGAUGUACUGCAAGGACUUAAAGCCACCUGACAAGAACAAAAACAACACAGAGUUCCUCGUUGAGUUCAACAAUUACAUUGACACAAAGACUCCAAACAACCCCAUGUGUAAUGUGGAACUGGUAAACCGAUUGCUGCUGGAUGCUGGGAUCACUUCAACUCUGAUCAAGCAUUGGAAAGGAACCGAUUUGCAGCCUGGUGUUGUUGCUAGAUUUGUUGCCACCGAUGGGGGGAUCACCCGAGUCUUCCCGAAAAGUGCUGGGCUCGACUGGGAAGAAGAAGCAGAGACGUAUGAGUCAAGCUUCUAUAAGAGAAGUUUGGACAAUGAUCUGUACAUCUUCACUCCAACACCCUACCUCAGUAGAGAGAACUCAAGUGAUGACACAGUCCUGGUGAGCAAAGCAGUAAACCUCAAUGUUGAUGGUAUUGCACUCAAACCAGCUGUUGUCGGCAUAAAGUUGGACAUUAGUAUGUGGAUGACGAGCUUCAUCAACACCACACAGAAGGUCAAUUGUAAUGAUGAGAUAUGUGGCUGUCAGCGAAACGAUGUGUAUGUAGACUGUGUCCUUCUCGAUGACGGGGGCUUCUUGGUGAUGUCCAAUCGGGAUGAACAUAUUGAUCAGAUCGGGCGCUUCUUUGGUGGUAUGGACCCGAUCCUCAUGGUUAACCUGGUCAACUCGUCCCUGUUCACUUUUAAGAAGACCUUCGACUACCAGUCGCUCUGUGACCCCGAGAAAAAGAGCAAGGCGGCUGCAGGCCUGCGAUCUGUCUAUGUGCCCACCAUUGCAGAUAUUUUGAAUUUGGGGUGGUUUGCUACAGCUGCAGCGUGGUCAAUACUGCAACAGUUACUGGUCAGCUUCACAUUGCCCAAUUUCCUGGACGCAGCCGAGAUAGAUGAGGAACUGUCAGACGCCAUGCUGAAAGAGGUCUGCAUCACAGAGCAAACUCAAUACUACUUUGAGACCAACAACCUGUCCUUCAGAGGGACAAUCGACUGUGAAAACUGCACCAGGCUCUACCACGCUGAAAAGCUGCCCAACACAAACCUGGUCUUCAUCAUCGCUGAUGCAAAACUCACCUGCUCGUCAUGUGACACAAAGCCGUUAAUACAGGACGAGCAGCAGUCUAACGGUCCUGAUCCCUGUGUAAUGGCUCAGAAUCCUCGGUACAGGAAAGGGCCCGCGGCCUGUUUUGAAAGCAACAAACACGAGGAGGACCCUGACUGUGGUGGGGCGUCCAGCCUGAGCCCCUCACUGUGGCUGAUGGUGGCCCUUCAGCUGGUUCUGCUCUGGGUUUUGACUGGCUCCAGACCCCAAGCCAUCCCGUCAUGACCUCUGAAAAAUCCUCAUCACUCCCUCUCUCCGUCUCUCUCCAUCUUCAAAUACGGCAACCAGCAUGCAGCGCUGACACCGAAAUGACAAACGCCCGUUGAGAAGCACUUGUACCAAACAAACAAAAACCUGUGAGCGCUAUAUCCUGCCAGUUUCUCCUUUUGAUACCUUAAUUUUUAGGGGUUUCUUAAAGUAAUUUUCCCAGGUGCAAGUGACGAAAGAAAUGUUUAUUUGAAAGAUAUCCAUUAGAAAGAUAAGAAAGAACUCAACCUCCGCCUAUCCUUCAUCUUUUCAAUGGUCCCCACCAGCUGAGAUUAAUUUUGAUUGGCGACUUCUGAACUUCCUUUGGCUUGAUGUCACGGAUGAAAGAGAUUGUACUGCCUUAAAGUAUCGGAGGGAUUUCAAUCACGAUGCGGGAGACUUGCUGUUUAUUAAAGAGGUUGAGCAGUUGUAUUCACCACUGCCAGAUACAGCACUGCCUUUUGUGAGCGUGCAAUUUAUUUUGAAUCAAUUUGCAGUGGUUAGUUUUUAGGUAUUUAUUGUUUUGUGGUUGAGAAUUUGGCUGAGAUUGGCAGAACGAAAUGCCAAAUUGUUACAUCGCAACCUCAUGUCCUUCAUUUGCCUCCAAUGGGUUGCUGAUAAUAAUGUUGUCCCAGUCUGAUUCUUUGUCAAUAGCACUACGCAGAACAUGUCUCUGAGGGUUUGAAAGAUGCAUCAACUGUACUUUGGCCCCAUGGCUCUUUCAUGUAGAUACUGUAUUUGCAGUGUGGAAAUCAUUGUUCCGUGUUAUUUUAAUGCACAUAAACCAACCCUUAAACUGCCACAGAGGGUCUGCCUCUGAGUGUACAGGUUUUAAACAUUAUAGCUGAUCUACUAAUCUUCAACCCCGAUUAAGAGUAGUAAAUUAUCUUGAAUUUCCACCUUGGUGUUGGAUUGAUCCAAUGAAAACUUUGUUGCCAUAGUGCACAUUAACCAAUCAGGGUGAGCCUGGCUGGUGUCCUAUGCAUGCUCAGUGGACAAAGUCUCUAGUGCCAUGUGGCCUGUGUUACAGAUUAAUCCCUCAGCUUUGUAGACAGUGGCUACUGAAUUGAAAGAAUUAAGAUUUAUUUGUUUUAUUAUUUAUUUGAAUGAAGCGUCUGGACAGUAUGUAACCGUUUCCUUUACUCCCUACACUAAAGAAGGUGAGUUAAAGGGAAAACGAGAAUUUGUAUUUUACAAAAAAAAAAACGUUUGUUUGUAUUCACUGCUGUCACUUUUUAAAUUAAAUGACUACUAUCUGCACUGCUAUUCAAAGUGCAGCUGUUAUUUUACAGUCUUUACAGUUUGGUCCUUCCUGAAAAACAACUUCUAUAUCAGUGUAGAAGUGAGGUUCGUCUUGAUUUUUUGUUUUACUGUGGUAUGAUACCACCCGAUACAUCACUGCAGUCAAUCCAUGCUUUUGAUUGUCUCUACUGCUGUAUUUCAUAUCUUCUUUUCUCUUCAAUAUAAGUUCAUCAUGUUUCA